AUGGAGGUGAAGAACAGUUUCAAGAAGAUUAGUGUGGUUCCAAAUGAAAAUGAUUUUGAUGAUGCCAUCGUUUCUCUCAUUCAGAAUCAGAUAACAACUGUUAUCCCUAAGAAUCAUCCGUUUUACACUAUCCAUGACUUCUACACCCACGAGCUUUGGGUCGCACAGAUGAAGUUUAGUGCUAUGUUCGCUGCCGUCAGCAAGGAGUUUCCUCCCUUCAAUUUUAUGUAUCCCUCCUUCUCUUACCUUCUCUGUGGGCGCUACAAUGACCAUGACUACCUCCUCGCUCAAGGUCAAGUGCAACAUGCAAGGGCAUUGAUUAUCCAAAUCGGCCGGGUUUUUAAACAGCUAAUGAACCAGGACGAUUGUGAUUCACUGGACAAGUACAAGCGCCUUAAAGUGUCUGCUCUUGGGUGUUUGCAUACUGUUGCAAUGAGAUGCAUGCCUAGUCUUGCUUUUCUCGAAAAGGUCAGGCAGCACAUGACAAGCCUGCCUGAGAGCAAUCUCGAGGAAUAUGCGAUUGCUGCUUCUUCUACUACUACCAAGUUCGACGCCAUCUUGGCUCUUGAAGACUGCGCAUUCCCUCUAACUCUCGAUGUUCAUACUGUUGCCGACUUUGUUCGUCCUCAAGUUUUGUCUUGGCUUUAUGAGUUGGAACGUGGACAUGGCCCCAGGUACCGAGAUGAUCCAGUGGUCUUUGCAGAACAGUACGACAAUCACAAGGAGCACCACCUGGCUGCCGUUACCAGCAUGAAAUCCUUGGUUAUCUAG
Camelina sativa (false flax) is the source of this 771-nucleotide messenger RNA. Its product is annotated as nucleolar GTP-binding protein 1-like. Lineage: Eukaryota; Viridiplantae; Streptophyta; Magnoliopsida; Brassicales; Brassicaceae. The record is from RefSeq and is a predicted model, not a curated record.